UUGAUGCUGCACACCUUUAAACAUGACCUAACUCCAACAUUUGUUUAAUGACGUGCCACAAUUGCCCACGUAGCAUUAGCACAUUUAUUAGGACUGAAAGGCAUGACAUGGCAUGACAUAGCAGAGGCACUGAAACGCGUUAGAACUAAAGCUACCAUGUUAUUAUUACGUUUGGACUAUUUCGGGUAUGUAUGAUUAUUAACACAUGGAUGGAUGGAUUAGAGUCUUGACAAACAGGAUGUCUGAGUCAAAACAACAAAUGGUUUAUAUGUCAUGAAGGGCGGGCUGUUUAGUGUGUCCAGAGGAGACUGCGUCUUAAUUUAACCUAGAAAAGUUAACUCGUAUCGUAUUCGGUGGUGAAACGAAGGAAAAAAACAACACAUUUUUGUACUAUGAGGUUUAAGUAUUUGCUUCGAGCAAAUCUUCGUCUUUAGGUCCUUCUGAAGCGACGCUGCGCGCGCGCACACACACCUUUAACAGGUGUUAAAGUGGCAAGAACUAGUGAUAUUUCUGAGCUUCCUAUGAGGAAAAUGCUUCAAGGUUGAGACAGGUGGCAACAUGAGCUCACACGUUCAGGAGUUAUUUCAUGAAAAUGCCCAGGGCUCUCAGAUGAAUGCUCAGCCAUGGUGGAAGGUGAAACUGUUUGUGUGGGAGCCUGUCCUGUUUGGCACCUGGGAUGGUGUCUUUACAACCUGCAUGAUCAACAUUUUUGGUGUAGUGCUUUUUCUCCGCACCGGAUGGCUUGUAGGUAACACUGGGGUGCUCCUGGGCAUGCUCCUGGUGUCACUUGUUGUGCUGGUUGCACUGGUGACGGUUAUGUCGGGUGUGGGUGUGUGUGAACGGUGUACUGUGGGCAAUGGGGGCGUAUAUUCCAUGAUCUCCAUGGUUCUCGGAGGAAGAGUCGGAGGCACUGUUGGACUCCUCUAUGUGUUUGGGCAGUGUGUGGCUGGAGCCAUGUACAUCACUGGCUUUGCGGAGUCCAUAGCCGAGAUGCUGACUGUUCAGAGUGUUUGGGCUGUCCGGGGGAUCUCUGUGGCUGUCCUCCUGGGCCUGCUUGGGAUUAACCUGGCUGGAGUAAAGUGGAUUGUCCGGCUGCAGCUCGUCCUGUUGGCCAUACUUGCUGUAUCUACUCUGGAUUUUGUAAUUGGAACCUUCAGCCAUUUGGACCCAGAGCAUGGAUUUGUUGGCUAUUCUGAAGAGCUUUUAUGGAGGAAUAUUCUGCCUGACUACACAGCUGGAGAAACUUUCUUUACUGUUUUUGGGGUUUUCUUUCCUGCUGCAACAGGUGUGAUGGCGGGGUUCAACAUGAGUUCAGAUCUUCAUAAACCAGAGCAUAGCAUACCUUUGGGGACCCUGGCAGCUGUGUUCAUCUCGUGGUUCCUGUACCUUGUUUUUGUGUUCUUGCUGGGAGCCAUCUGUACCAGAGAUGCUCUACGCUAUGAUUUCUUAAUAGCAGAAAAGGUCUCCUUGGUGGGUUUCCUUUUCCUGUUGGGUCUCUAUGUCUCUUCCCUGGCCUCUUGCAUGGGUGGUCUGUAUGGAGCACCCAGGGUCCUGCAGUGCAUCGCCCAAGAGAGAGUAAUCCCAGCUCUGUCUUUCCUGGGACAAGGGAAGGGUCCCAAUAAAACUCCAGUAGCAGCCAUUUGUCUAACAAGCUUACUCUCCAUGGCCUUCAUCUUCAUUGGUCAGGUCAACAUUCUGGCUCCUAUUGUUACCAUCAACUUCAUGCUGACCUACAGCAUCAUCGACUAUUCCUAUUUCAGCGUAGCCAUGAGCUACAACCUACAAGUUAAGGAAAGCAGGCCUCUCAUUGAAAAACCCUGCACUAGAAAACCACUAGUAACAACUAAUCACCCAUGUUAUGGCAGCAAUGGAGCUCUGAGCAAGUGCAACAAUGGCACACUGCUUGAGUUCACUAAAGACAUGGACCAGAUAUUUACAUUGCCUAGUGCAGACAGUACAGAGGAAGAGAAAGCUUCCAAUCAUGUAGCCAAGGUCUGGGGCAGGAAGGCAAAGGUUCCUGCUAAAGAAACACUGAGCAGUAGUUUUGGGCUGGAUUUGAACAGCAACAGCCCAUCAGUGAAGGAAAAGGAUGGCCCAGAUGAUGAGACCAGCAGUCAGACAGGUCUUAUUGAGUGUGAGCCAGGAGGGAAGAGGAAACUGUCUCUGCCUACUCAAAGUCCUAUUGAACUCGAUCAGAUACCAGGGGAGACGGCAGACACCAAUGACACAAAAAAUAAACUGGAGGGAUCAGAUAUCCGACCAGUCUCAAAUUCAUGUUAUGCCAAGUUUUGCAAUCACUGGGUUUCCUUAAUUGGUGCUCUGUGCUCCAUUUUGAUAAUGUUUGUCAUCCAGUGGGUGUAUGCCUUGGUGAAUAUUAGUGUGGCCCUCCUUCUUUAUCUCUACAUAGGAAACACAAGCCCAGGUUUACCAACAGGUAUAGCAGCACAUUUCAGCUUUUACCGCUGGAUAAAGAGUUCUCUGAGUAGCCUGGGCAGGCCACACCAAGCGCUUCAAGACCAGAUUGUGGUGACACCGUCUUUGUCAGCAGUUGACAUGGAAACCAGACAGUUGACGGAGGAAAAUACAGACUUUGCCUUGCGAGACCGCUAUCACCAUUCAUCUGUUAUCACCACCAAAGAAGAGAUGGUUCAUCCUCAGCUUCAUUAACCAGCCUCACCCUAUUCAGAUUGGCCAACAUAUAACGUUUUAAAAAACUUUCAGAUGAUUCAGAAUAAGUUUACAAUCAUUAUUGACAAGUGUUAAUAGCUGAUCUUUGAUUGGUACUUCUUCUCUGACGUGUCUUCAUGACAACUAGAUUGAAACACAAUGUAUGAACUGUAAACACAAAAAACUGUAUGAACACAAUGUUUGAUGGCUAUAAUACCUUGAGGUCUGAAAGGAUAAUGUAAAAAUAUGGAUGAUGCUUGAGUUAAUUUGUUCAAUUGAACUCUUUUCUUCAUUUAUUCAUUUUAAGAAUAUUGCUUAUCCCAGUAAGGAUUGUGGUGGAUCCCGAGACUGUCCAGAGAACCGUGUUUGGGAAGCCAUACACAAGAAACUUCAGAAGCUAAUUCACACCUUGGGCAAUUCAGCUACCUUUAGGAAGAAAAUCUAAUUAGACAUAGGAAGAAUCUGUGAAGCUCCAAACAAACACUAACCCAAGCCCUGAAACACAAGCUGUGAAGUAUGGCAUUUCUUUCAGUAUACCAUGAUUCUGUGUUAUCAUCUGGGAAAUCAGAAGUAUGUGAAAUGACGAUUUAUAAGAAGUGCAAUAGAAACUAGUAUAUUGGCGUUAUUAUAGUUGUGAAAUUCUUCAUAGGCUGUAUGUUAUUUAUAUUUAAAUGGGUGUUUUGUACAGUAUGGCAGAUAAAGAUAAAAAUAUGUUCCUCAUAUUUGCACUUUGCUAAACUGGUGUGUUAGUAAACAAACCUCUCCACAUGAUAAUUCACCACCUUGCUGAGUAUUUGGCUGCAUGUUAUAUUACAGAGACAUUUCUAUUAAUAAUGUAUGCUAAUCAAGAAUAACUUGUAACCACCUAGCCAACAUAGAAAACCAUGCAAAUUAAUUGUACAAAAAAGAAAAUUUCUCAUAUUUCAAAAUCAAACACAUACCCACUCCACAUUCUCGGUUAUACUCUGUGUUUCUAUAGUAUAACUGACCUUGUAAAGAAAACGGUUGCAUGAUUUUUAGCAGCAGUUAAAAGUAAAAACAUUUAUUUGCUUAUAGAAUCACAUUCUCUGUAUUAGCUCCCAAAUUAAACGUGAUUGAUGACUUAUAAAGUGCUUGAAUGAUACGUGAGUAAUCUAAAUCAGUGUUACUCAUUGUGCGGCUCGCGAGCCUCCUGCGGCUCGCCAAGCUUUAAUAUGCGGCUCGCAUGGCAGUAAAUAAUACGAUGAUAUGAUCAUGUGGUUAAAAUUUAUUUUUCAUUUAUUCAUUCAUUCAUCUUCUACCACUUAUCCGAACCACCUCGGGUCAUGGGGAGCCUGUGCCUAUCUCAGGCGUCAUUGGGCAUCAAGGCAGGAUACACCCUGGACGGAGUGCCAACCCAUCGCAGGGCACACACACACUCAUUCACUCACACAAUCACACACUAGGGAAAUUUUCCAGAGAUGCCAAUCAACCUACCAUGCAUGUCUUUGGACCGGGGGAGGAAACCGAAGUACCUGGAGGAAACCCCCGAGGCACGGGGAGAACAUGCAAACUCCACACACAAGGUGGAGGCGGGAAUCGAACCCCAACCCUGGAGGUGUGAGGCGAACGUGCUAACCACUAAGCCACCGUGCCCCCCUAUUUUUCAUUUAAAUAACAUUAAAAACAAUCAGGGAAGCAUAGAAAAAUGAAUGUGCUCUAUUACAAAUAAUAAUAUAUAUUUAUAUAUAUUAUUUGACUCGUCACUGACUCACUGCGUUCUGCGCAAUAGCCAGUUUUUGGCGGCCUGCCAGAAGCUAGUUUGUGUUUCAUGCUAGUUAACAACUUAUGUUUACUGUACACACGGAAUUAAA
Molecule: messenger RNA, 4499 nt
Organism: Tachysurus vachellii
Lineage: Eukaryota; Metazoa; Chordata; Actinopteri; Siluriformes; Bagridae
Gene: slc12a8
Product: solute carrier family 12 member 8
Exons: 14
Coding region: 559-2667 (702 amino acids)
Biological process (GO): chloride ion homeostasis; potassium ion import across plasma membrane; cell volume homeostasis
Cellular component (GO): membrane
Molecular function (GO): potassium:chloride symporter activity
Source: RefSeq, a predicted model, not a curated record